Molecule: messenger RNA, 1118 nt
Organism: Chara braunii
Lineage: Eukaryota; Viridiplantae; Streptophyta; Charophyceae; Charales; Characeae
Source: the annotation of a GenBank genome assembly
GAGCGGUUGCGAUGCGUAUACCAUGGAUGAGCUCUUCGAUGUCCUCAAAGCGUCCUGCGAAGAGGAAGUCGAUUGCACAUUGCUCACUGAAAUUGUUGACUGGAAAACCGCCAUAGAUCCAUACAUCGACCAUAAAAUCAAGGGUCAUGCCACGCCACACCUCUUCCAAUUUUACAUGGAUGGGGACAACCCCGCCAUGAUGUACAAGGAGUUCUGCACUGACAAAAAAUGGGAGCCGGAUACUGGCCCUGUGUAUUGGCUUGUAAGGGACGCAAACAACGGGUGGGCAGGGCCUCAGUGGGAUUUCCAACCUUGCUGUGAGUCGCCUAAUCCAUUGGCACGCGAUUUCGUUAACGGGAUGACGAGGGUACGUGUUCUUCAUAAAUCGUGGGAGAAUACACAAAACCAAUGGGUGACACAAGACGAACACACAAGAGCAAUAAAACGUAGACGCUUGAGCUAUUGGACCGACCAUCUCAAGAAGUUUGAAAACAUAUCGCAAGAGGAGAGCGGCACGGUGCCCCUUCAAGGUGCCUUCUGGUCAUCCCCCAUGCCCGAUAAACAAGAUCUCCCGUUACGUGCGCCGCAUGUUCUCGACUCGCCACCGAGGAAACCUUGCUUCGUCGGUUACAAAAAAGACGCUCCCAAGCCGGAGUUCAAACCGCACGAGUCUGUUGCCGUGAACAACUUCGUCGUGUUCCGCGCGCCCGACGAGUAUGUUGCAAAGGGCUGCACAUUCUGGAUUGGACGAGUUCAGGAGCGGGACGAUAAUCGCAUCCGUGUCAAGUACUGGACUCCUUGCGGAAGGGAGCGCGAUUUGGCAAAGCUGUAUGCGGGCGCAUGGGAAAAAUCAUGGAAGGUCGAAACUGAAACAAACGACGGGUGGCAAGACCUCGACGCCAUUGUGUGGGCAUGGUCCAGCAAUAAACGCUCUGAAACGGGUAUGCAUAUCCCGAAACGAGAAGCUUUGAAUGCACUGUUGUCGUUGGCUGUCCCUGACAAGACGCCUUCAUCAACGCACGAUAUGGGAUCUGCUUCAGACACAUCUAUGUAGUCGUGACGUGUGACAUGCGUAAUGAAGAUCAUCUUUUGAACACGAACAAAUUAGUUCACAUCGC